Molecule: messenger RNA, 1349 nt
Organism: Salpingoeca rosetta
Lineage: Eukaryota; Choanoflagellata; Craspedida; Salpingoecidae
Exons: 2
Coding region: 1-1254 (417 amino acids)
Source: RefSeq, a predicted model, not a curated record
AUGCCAACAAGACCGCAGCCUCACCCCCUGGCACGGACGUGCCUCGUGUUCCUGCUGGCUGUCUUUGGGUUCUUGGCAGGGGUGCAACACGCGCCCUGCUUGUGCUGGGGCAGAGCGGUGCUUGUGGAAGACAAGGCAACUGGCGCGCUGCACAUCAACACGAGUGACCCUGCGCACCAGCACGUGUUCAUCAACGGCAUCAGCACAAGAACUUUGUAUGACACGGUGCUGCAACAGCAACGCGUGCUGGAGGCGCAGCACCGCAUCAACCAGGCGCAGCAGAAAACCAUCAGCGCCCUUCAAGCCAGGGUAUGCUCCCCUCUGCUCGACACCACAACCAUAGACAGCCUGGGUUCAGAGGACCUCAAAUGGGCUGGCGGCGUUCUGGCAAACAAUGGGUUGAUCUACGGUAUCCCGCACAAGGCGUCCGCCGUGCUCAUCAUCGACCCUUCCACCAACACCGCCGACACCACCUCCAUCGCCGGCCUCAGUAAUAGCGGAUACAAGUGGGCGGGCGGCGUCCUGCUUCCAACCUCGGGCAAGAUUUACGCGUUUCCGCGGAUGAAACGGCCCGACACCAUCACCGGCCUGCCUUUUGGCGGCAGCAAGUGGCUCAGUGGCAUCCUCGCCGACAAUGGUCUCAUCUAUGGCAUUCCAUGGGACUCCACCUCGGUUCUCAUCAUCAACCCCAGCACAAACACGACGGACACAAGCACAAUCUCCGAUCUGGACACCAGCGGCAGCAAGUGGUACGGUGCCGCCAUCGCCGGAAACGGCCUCAUCUACUCCAUGCCGCGCAAUGCCCAGGCUGUGCUGAUCAUUGACCCUUCCAACAACUCCGCGGAUGUGUCCACCAUUAGCGGAUUCCCCAACGGCGGAAAUAAAUGGCAAGGAACCGUGCUUGCAGGCAACGGCCUCCUGUAUGGCAUCCCGUUUAGCGCGGACGCCGCACUUAUUGUGGAUCCCACCACGAACACAGCCGACACAACUACCCUCGCCGGUCUGCCGUCAGACACAUACAAGUGGCGUGGCGGUGCUCUCGCCACAAACGGGGUCAUCGUCGCUUUUCCGAGCCGUGCAUCCGGCGUCCUUCUCAUCGAUCCAAGCACCAACACGACCGACGUCAGUACUUUGGCGGGUCUUCCAGCGGGCGGGGAAAAGUGGUUUAACGGCGUGUUGGCUGCAAACGACCGCAUCUACGCCAUUCCGCAUCGAUCCGAAGAAGUUCUAAUUGUUGCAACCUCCAGCUGCUAAUCGCUUGACGCGCUGGGCGGAGCGAGACAGACAUUGUGUAUGCGUGCGUGCGUGCGUGCAUGUGUGUGUGUGUGCGUGCGUGCGUGCAUGUGUGU